AUGAGCGGUACUGUCGACCUGUUCGGUGCCGACGGCCAGGAUACGCAGCCUGUCAUCUCAAUAUCGGCCUCGCAGUCUCUUAAUGCAUCUGAAUUUUCCCGGGAGCCUAUUCCCACGGGACUGGCGCGUCUUGAUCAGGCGCUGGAUAGCGCGUCGGUAGACCCGGGCCGACCUGGCGGGAUUCUGCGUGGACAAGUGACGGAGGUAUUUGGGCCACCAGGCGUGGGAAAAACUGCAUUAGCAAUGAAUAUCGCAUCAAAUGCACUUCGUGAAGGCGGAAAAGUCGUCUGGAUUGACACGAGCUCCCCAAUCCCACUCCCCAGACUUGAAGCACUGACACAAAUUCCCUUAACAAACCUAAUCUACCUCCGCACCCCAACUCUCCCCCAUCUCCUGUCCCUCCUAAUCCAUCCACCCAAAGAUUUCCCACCCCAAGAAACCUCUCUUUUGAUAGUCGACUCUGUCUCCUCAUUACUCCCCUCUUACUUUCCCAACGCAGCAGAGCUGAAAGAACGUCAAUCCCAAGGCAAAAUUACCGACAAGGCACAGCUACAGUGGCUUCUUAAUCGGAAGUGGAAUGUUUCAUCCGAUUUAGCGGUCCACCUGGCCAGGUUAGCGAGUCGGGGUAUUGCCGUGCUAGCUAUUAAUCAGGCACAUACGAAAAUCAAAGGUCAACUGCGUGCAACGUUACAGCCUAUUCUUGCGGGCGGGGGAUGGGAACAGAAUGUUAUGACGCGUAUUGCUAUGUAUCGGGAUUUACCCGAUAAGCGGUUUAUGGAGAUCACUAAGAGAGGUGGAAAGAUAUUCCCUGUUAGGAUCGGGGAGUUGAUUAUUCCAUUUCGGAUUGAGGAGGACGGUCUUCGUGAAUGGAUUGAUGUGGCCGAGCGGAGGUUUUUGGGCUUGCACCCACCAUUACCAUUACAGCAGACUCAGCCUACGCCAUGUCGGAAGCGGAAAGCAUCUAAUGAGAUUGCUGACAGCCAGGAUGAGGACUCGGAAAACGAAUUUGACUGGAAUGAUGAGACAUUAGUCGGUGCUAAGAGCGCCGAAGAAUGA
This is a messenger RNA of Penicillium pulvis, 1056 nucleotides long. RefSeq lists its product as uncharacterized. Bases 1 to 1056 code for a protein of 351 amino acids. NCBI's taxonomy places the organism in Eukaryota, Fungi, Ascomycota, Eurotiomycetes, Eurotiales, Aspergillaceae. Gene Ontology annotation, biological process: DNA repair; meiotic DNA recombinase assembly; reciprocal meiotic recombination. Gene Ontology annotation, molecular function: ATP binding; ATP hydrolysis activity; ATP-dependent DNA damage sensor activity. The record is from RefSeq and is a predicted model, not a curated record. Gene Ontology annotation, cellular component: Rad51B-Rad51C-Rad51D-XRCC2 complex; Rad51C-XRCC3 complex; replication fork. The transcript is spliced from 5 exons.